This is a messenger RNA of Aspergillus alliaceus, 1501 nucleotides long. RefSeq names its product tRNA splicing endonuclease subunit SEN34. The transcript is spliced from 2 exons. Gene Ontology annotation, cellular component: tRNA-intron endonuclease complex. Gene Ontology annotation, biological process: tRNA-type intron splice site recognition and cleavage; tRNA splicing, via endonucleolytic cleavage and ligation. Gene Ontology annotation, molecular function: nucleic acid binding; tRNA-intron lyase activity. The record is from RefSeq and is a predicted model, not a curated record. Lineage: Eukaryota; Fungi; Ascomycota; Eurotiomycetes; Eurotiales; Aspergillaceae. Bases 126 to 1052 code for a protein of 308 amino acids.
GUUCUCAACAGAUCUCUGGUUUUGCUGGUCAAACUCCAGAGUGUCCCUGUAUUUGGCCAUGUACUCUUGUAUUUGAUGCAGUGGAAUUAUAAUUUUGAGCACCUUCUCACACAAUAGAAAACAAAAUGGCUACCGAUCCCAUCCUCCCCAUCCCGAUCUCGUAUAUCGCGGGUAACUACUAUCUCUUCUCGAUUGAUGCCGUCACGUAUUUGAGACGCGAGUAUCAUAUCUGUGGUGUGUUGAUUGGUACCCUACCGCAAAUCCCACAGCAAAAUGUCUUCUUGGGAUUGCCCCUGGAGCUGAUGCCGGAGGAGGCGAGGCUGCUGGUGGAGAAAGGUGUAGCUUGCAUUGUAGACGAGGUAAAAGUUCAGAAUCAAGGCAUGAAGGCCCUCAUGGAGGAAGACCGCCAGAAGUAUCUCCGUGAGCUAGAGUUCCAAGGCAUCCAAGCGACGCGGCUGCAGACUAGCCGGAAAGAACAACUGAGAGACAAAACGUUAAAGAAAUUAGAAGAAAAGAAAGCCAAAGCUGCCAAAUCCAAACAAACUUCUGAGAUAUCUGAAUCUGAACGUGCUGUCGGCGAUGAGCCGAAGAGCGACCCGUCGCUGGAGCUUUUCGGAGGCAAUAGUCAAACUACCUCUCGCCGUACCUCGACUUCUCUCAAUCCCGAGAAUGCCAUGGGAAUUACGCCCGCAACGGCUCGCCCCCCUCUCCCUGCGGAGCCUUCUGCUGAGCAGCUCUUGCCCCUGCCGCAGGUUCCCUCGUCUUAUCCAUUGUUCGCACACCUUCAUGCCGGGGGUUAUUUCUUGUCCCCCGGGCUUCGAUUUGGUUGCCAGUAUCUUGCCUAUCCUGGAGACCCCUUGCGAUUCCAUUCUCACUUCUUAGUCGCCUCUGCCGAAUGGGAUGAGGAACUCGAUCUGAUGGAAAUUGUCGCCGGAGGUCGAUUGGGUACUGGUGUGAAGAAGGGGUUCCUUAUUGGCGGUGCUGAAAAGAAGGAAGACCCUGCCGACGCAGAGAAUGUACGGACUUUUAGUAUCGAGUGGGCAGGAAUGUGAAAGAGUGUCAGACUAGGGUAUCAGACUUCAUUGGACUACUGUCUUUAUGUCGCUCUCGUGGACGACACAGGCACAUCGCUCAGCAGAAGACUGCCUGGAAGGUACUUGGAGCCCUCGACACAUCCUGUGUGGUAGUCCUCCGGCCUAUCAACAGAAACACGGCCGUUGGCGCUUAAUAUACACGGUUCGCCACUGUCUUGGCAGAAGCUCACGAGCAAUACAUAUUAGCCAUCAAAGCAUGCACGUCCUCUGUUGAGGCUAGGGGCAUAGAUGAACGGCCUGUCUAACCAUUUCACGUGUUUGACGAUGCGACCCUACUACGAAACAUCAUAGGUCAAGUCUCACUACAAGAGACUCGAUUACAACUUAGAAGUGCUGUCUUCUUUAUUACUCUGAACAACAUCUAUCUUUUCUUAUAUGAUACCCAUUGAAAUACAUCAAUAUCAAGU